Messenger RNA from Dipodomys spectabilis (banner-tailed kangaroo rat), 4466 nucleotides. It is a transcript of the gene Itga4, whose product is annotated as integrin subunit alpha 4. Bases 467 to 3565 code for a protein of 1032 amino acids. Gene Ontology annotation, biological process: integrin-mediated signaling pathway; cell-matrix adhesion; cell adhesion mediated by integrin. Gene Ontology annotation, cellular component: external side of plasma membrane; integrin complex. The transcript has 29 exons. NCBI's taxonomy places the organism in Eukaryota, Metazoa, Chordata, Mammalia, Rodentia, Heteromyidae. Gene Ontology annotation, molecular function: integrin binding. The record is from RefSeq and is a predicted model, not a curated record.
UCUGGCUAAGCCCCGGGAACCCCGAGCCAUCUCCCACCCUGUGGGCUGGCAGACCCGGGCCCGGACGAGCGUCCCACGCAGCCGAGGUCCCCCAGCGCCCCCUGCAGCUGCGCGCUAGGGGAGACGCAGACAGACCCCGCGCCUCUGCACCACGCCCAGGACCCCACCCAGCUGCGCCCCGGGAUCGCGCGAGCACCCGCACUCCCAGGCCGCAGAAACAGGACGUGGAUCCGGAGGGCGUGCGGCGGCAUCCCCCGCUGCCCUAGAUCACCCGCCUGCGGCUGACCGACUUCCCCUCCCCUUGGUCCCCCCCUCUUCCCGCCCCCCUCCGCCUUCGGUCGCCGGCGCCGGACACGCUGCGCUCCCGUUCUUGAGGCGCUUCUUCGCCUUGGCCAAACGUCGCAUCCCGUGCUACUCUGGGGGGCAAUGACCGUUCGGUGUUGAAUGUUCCCCCCGCCCAGAGUGCAUGGCUGCGGAAGCGAGGCGCGGCCCCGGCCCCCGAGGGGCCGCCGUCCGCGAAGCGCUGAUGCUGCUGCUGUGCCUGGGGGUCCCAAGCGGGCACCCCUACAACGUGGACACCGAGAGCGCGCUGCUGUACCAGGGUCCGAACGACACGCUGUUCGGCUACUCCGUGGUGCUGCACAGCCACGGGGCGAACCGAUGGCUGGUGGUGGGGGCGCCCACUGCCAACUGGCUGGCCAACGCUUCAGUGGUCAAACCCGGGGCGAUCUACAGAUGCCGGAUCGGAGAGAACCCAGACCGGACUUGCGAACAGCUCCAGUUAGGUAGCCCUAAUGGAGAACCUUGUGGAAGGACUUGUUUGGAAGAGAGAGACAAUCAAUGGUUGGGGGUCACCCUAUCCAGACAGCCAGGAGAAAAUGGAUCUGUUGUGACUUGUGGACAUAGAUGGAAAAACAUAUUUUAUAUAAAGAAUGAAAAUAAACUUCCCAGUGGUGUUUGUUAUGGAAUGCCUUCCAACCUACGAACAGAAUUGAGUAAAAGAAUGUCUCCAUGUUACCAAGAUUAUGUAAGAAAAUUUGGAGAAAUUUUUUCAUCAUGUCAAGCUGGAAUAUCUAGUUUUUACACAGAGGAUUUAAUUGUGAUGGGAGCCCCUGGAUCAUUUUACUGGACGGGUUCUCUUUUUGUCUACAAUAUAACUACAAAUAAAUACAAGGCUUUCGUAGACAGACAGAAUGAAGUAAAAUUUGGAAGUUAUUUAGGGUAUUCAGUUGGAGCCGGUCAUUUCUGGAGUCAGCAGUCUACUGAAGUAGUUGGAGGAGCCCCUCAACAUGAACAGAUUGGUAAAGCAUAUAUAUUCAGCAUUGAAGCAAAAGAGCUAAAUAUCUUAUAUGAAAUGAAAGGUAAAAAGCUUGGUUCAUACUUUGGAGCUUCUGUCUGUGCUGUGGACCUCAAUGCAGAUGGCUUCUCAGACUUGCUCGUGGGAGCACCUAUGCAGAGCACCAUCCGGGAGGAAGGAAGAGUGUUCGUGUACAUCAACACUGGCACGGGAGCAGUAAUGAAUGAAAUGGAAACAGUGCUCAUUGGAAGUGACAGAUACGCUGCAAGAUUUGGAGAAUCUAUAGUUAAUCUUGGAGACAUUGACAAUGAUGGCUUUCCAGAUGUUGCUGUUGGAGCACCACAAGAAGAUGACUUGCGAGGUGCAAUUUACAUUUACAAUGGCCGAGAAGAUGGGAUCUCCUCCACCUUCUCACAGAGAAUUGAAGGACUUCAAAUCAGUAAAUCACUAAGGAUGUUUGGACAGUCUAUAUCAGGGCAAAUUGAUGCAGAUAAUAAUGGAUACAUAGAUGUAGCAGUUGGUGCUUUUCGGUCUGAUUCGGCUGUGUUGCUAAGGACAAGGCCUGUGGUGAUUGUUGAAGCAUCUUUAAGCCACCCAGAGUCAGUGAAUAGAACAACAUUUGAUUGUAUUGAAAAUGGACUGCCCUCUGUGUGCAUGGGCUUAACACUCUGUUUCUCCUAUAAGGGCAAAGAAGUCCCAGGUUAUAUACUUUUGUUUUAUAACAUGAGUUUGGAUGUGAACAGAAAGGCAGAAUCGCCAUCAAGGUUUUACUUUUCUACCAAUGGCACAUCUGAUGUGAUGAAUGGAAUCAUUCAGGUAUCCAACAGAGGAGCUACCUGUAGGACACAUCAAGCCUUUAUGCGGAAAGAUGUACGGGACAUCCUCACCCCAAUUCAGAUAGAAGCUGCUUACCAUCUUGGGCAUCAUAUCAUUAGCAAGCGAAGUGCAGAAGAAUUCCCUCCACUUCAGCCAAUUCUGCAGCAGAAGAAAGAAAAAGACAUAAUUAAGAAAACGAUCAACUUUGCAAGGUUUUGUGCCCAUGAAAACUGUUCAGCUAAUUUACAGGUGUCUGCAAAAAUUGGAUUUAUGAAGCCAUAUGAAAAUAAAACCUACCUUGCUCUUGGGAGCAUGAAGACACUGAUGUUGAACGUGUCUCUGUUUAAUGGCGGAGACGAUGCCUAUGAGACUUCUCUUCGAGUCAAACUACCUGCAGGGCUUUACUUCAUUAAGAUUUUAGACCUGGAAGAAAAACAAAUAAACUGUGAAGUAACAGACAACUCUGGAACAGUAAAACUUGACUGUCGUGUUGGUUAUAUAUAUGUAGAUCAUCUCUCAAGGACAGAUAUUAGCUUUCUCCUGGACGUGAGCUCCCUCCACAAGGCAGAAGAGGACCUCAACAUCACAGUGCAUACUUCCUGUGAAAAUGAAGAAUUGGAUGACCUAAAGGAUAAUACAGUGACUUUAGCAAUACCUUUAAGAUAUGAAGUUAUGCUAAGUGUUCAUGGCUUUGUGAAUCCAACUUCAUUUGUGUACGGAUCAAAUGAAGACAAUGAGCCAGAAACAUGUAUGGCAGAGAAAAUGAACUUCACUUUCCAUGUUAUCAACACCGGCAUUAGCAUGGCUCCAAAUGUUAGUGUGGAAAUAAUGGUACCAAAUUCUUUUGUCCCUCAGAUGGAUAAAUUGUUCAACAUUCUAGAUGUCCAGACAACUGCUGGACAAUGCUACUUUAACAAUUACCAAAGAGAGUGCACAUCAAAGCAGGAAAAAGGAACAAUAGAGGCUCUGAGAAACAUUUUCAAAUUUUUGUCAAAGACUGAUAAGAGGCUAUUGUAUUGCAUGAAUACUGAUCUGUACUGUUUGAAUUUCUUGUGCAAUUUGGGGAGAAUGGAAAGUGGGAAAGAAACUAGUGUUCACAUACAGUUGGAAGGUCGGUCCUCCAUUUUGGAAAUGGAUGAUACUUCAGCACUCAAGUUUGAAAUAAGAGCAACAGCUUUUCCAGAGCCACAUCCAAAAGUCAUUGAACUAAACAAGGAUGAGAACAUUGCAUAUGUGGUACUGGAAGGACUGCAUCAUCAGAGGCCCAACCGUUAUUUCACUAUUGCAAUCAUUUCAAGCAGUUUGCUUCUGGGACUCCUGGUACUUUUAUUAAUUUCAUAUGUUAUGUGGAAGGCUGGCUUCUUUAAAAGACAAUACAAAUCUAUCUUACAAGAAGAACAUAGACGAGACAGCUGGAGUUAUGUCAACAGUAAAAACAAUGAGGAUGAUUAAAGACUUCUUUCAAAUUGAGAGAACUGAAAAUAGACUCAGGAGACAUCCAUCGAUACUUUUCUGCUAGAGCCAGAGUUCUUCCACCAAAGCCAAACAUGGCUGAGAAGCCAAAGCGAAGAAGUUUGCCAGAGGUGCUAAACGUGCAGACAUCGACUGGCUGCAGGUGUCCUUGAACAAACCAGAGUGACAGCAGUCCAUCAGUAAGUGCUGUAAGGCAUCUUGUCAAAACAACAAACAUGGGAGACCAUACCUUGUAGAAGAAUAUCUGGAAAUACUGUGCACCUUAAUGAAUAUCCUUGAUUUAUCUCUGUUAACCUAGACCUACUGCAAAUGUUCUUUAUAACUUUCUCAGGAGCUAAAUGAAGGAUCACAAAGCAGUAAAAUUUGGAACUUAUUACUUUUUCAUGUAAAACAUGAUUGAGGACAUGAAGCUGUUGGGCAAAUUAAACUUUGACAAAACAGUAAUUUUCACUGAAUUUAUCUUAAAUUAAAUGCUGUCAAUUAGGAUGCAAUGCUAUCAAUUUUGUCUGCAAAUGUAUACCAUGUAAAUUACUUUUCCUUCCAUUUUCUUCUCUUAAUAGCAUAAUCCUAGUCAUGGUACAACAAUUGUAUACAUUACAUACACAGAUAGUAUGCUGGGUGUUCGUUGAUCUGAUUAAAAAAUUGUGAUUUUUGAACAACAUUAUAAUAUUUCUUUGUGUAGAUUAUAGCAAGAUUUUAUUUAUGGUUCUUUACAAAGUAUCUAUUUUGAAAAGAGAGGUGAUAAAAUAAUGCAAACCUUGCCUAAUUAAUUAUGAGGUUGUAGUCAAAUGUUUCUCUACUUUGAAAGACAACAAAUUUGCCAUUCCUUAAAAGACAGAAGUCACAGUGUUUUCUAUGUAAAUAAAAAUCUUUUUCACGA